Molecule: messenger RNA, 1592 nt
Organism: Anopheles maculipalpis
Lineage: Eukaryota; Metazoa; Arthropoda; Insecta; Diptera; Culicidae
Exons: 3
Coding region: 1-1584 (527 amino acids)
Source: RefSeq, a predicted model, not a curated record
AUGUAUUCCGGCCAAAAGUAUCUGUGCAUUGUGUCGUUGGUGAUCUUCUCGAUCAGUGGUGCAUAUACGGCGCAGCGUGCGAAUGAUGCAGUGGCUGACGAGGGUAGCCCGUUCUUAGAUAUGGCGAGCGAGUUUUUGUCGACGCUCGGAAAUCAACAGGGUGGAGGUGGCGGUGGAGGAGGGGGUGCCGCCGGGCUCUCUGGUAUUGCUUCUAUGCUGCUGCCGCUGAUGGCCAACGCCAACAGUGGUGGAAAGGCUAGUGGAAACGAUGGCAUGGGUGCGAUUCUUUCGGGCAUCGGAAGUAUGUUAGCGGCCGGUGCGAAUGGAGGAGGUGGUGGAGGUGGAGGAGGAGGAUUUGAUCCUGCGUUGAUUGGAAAUGUGAUUCAAAUGUUUGCUGGAGCGGCUAGUGGCGGUGGUGGUGGCGUGGAAUCAGAUGACGAUGAGCCUGUUCGUCGUCAGCAGCCGCAAACUGGCAGCAAGCGCCAGAAGCGCAAAGCUCAAGCCGACCAGGGACAGAAUCCGCUCGUUGAUACGAUGCUUACGAUGGCAUCAAGCUGGCUAGCGAACUACAACAACGCUGAUCAAGAUCGUGAAUCGCCCUCAAACGCUGGUGGAGCUGAUGCGCUGAUGAAUCUGUUGCCCUUGGCAGUUCAAGCAUUUCAAUCGUUUUCCGGACCGGAAAUGGAACGUACCCAUGCCAAGCACAAGGAUCAUUCGUGGGUUUUGCCACCGUUCUUGGAAAACAUUCACGUAAUGUGGGACCAAUUUACGCAAUCCGAACUGGCCGAAGCGCUGUGGAUGAAGUUGGGUUUGAAUGCCGUCUUCAAGGGUUUCGUGGGACGGGACGGUAAGCUAGACUACGACAAACUCUUCCAAUCACUGCAAAAUCAAUCGUUCCGCCGGCGCUGGAUCAAGGCAGCAACCAUCUAUCUGGCCGAGUGGGUGAACUACAUCGCAAAUCCGGAGGUUUACCAACGAUACGUUGCCACCGGACAGAUGAUGGCCAACGGAUUCCUGCAAUCGCAGGGCUAUCCGAAACAAACGUUCCUCGAUAUUAAUCGACCGAGCGAAACGAUCUCGCACUUGAUCGAUCAUGUGGCGAAGCGCCAUCUGGCGGUAAAAAUUUCUUCCAUCCAGUACGUUAAGCCGGCCGUGAACUACGUGAAGGACUUGCUGAAGCUGGGCAAGGCCAAACAGUUCCUGACCCAGUACAAUGUGACCGAGAUGACCGAUAAGCUGACCGACACGCUGAAUCUUGAGGUUAUUGAACCAGUGCUGAAGGUGCAUCGAGCGUAUCGGCAAGCAAUCGCAACGCCACACUGUGACAAAUACAUCCUCUGCGACAUCAAUUCACACGAUCCGAACGAAAAGUUGGGUCUUGGCGGUUUCAAGCACGGUGUAACACGAUUUGGCAGUAUGGCAGCGGCAUGGUUUAUUGCGCAGGAAACGCAUACCCCCUUCUGGACGCUGUUUGCCAUCAUCAACGAUCCACACCAUUGUGAUGUGAAGCAUCCGGUCGAUUGUUUAGAGUACCACGAGAGUGAAAACCGUGUCACGACGGAGUAUCCUCACAGUGAGCUUUAAGGCGCUAG